AACCACGGCACAUGCUCGGGAUGUUCAGGCAUGCGCCGAUUGCGAGACGUUGGGCUCGGCGGCGCCGCUGCACUUUCUCUUGGGAGGGGUUAAGCCAGGCGUUCAGCGCCGGAGACUCUUCCCGGCAGCGCGCCUCCUCCGCUGCCAGCGCGCUGCUGCCGCUACCGCUACCGCUUCCGCUCCUUGCCCUAGCCGGCCACCUGCCCCUAUUGUCCCCAAGCCAUGUGAUCGGGGAGGGUGACCGAGCACUGUUAUUUGCUUAGUCAUCGUUCCUCGCCCUCUGAGGAGGCAACUCGAGUGCGGCAAUAUACUUCUCCACCUUUCCGACCGAACCCGGCGGCACAGCAGCAGCUCCUCCUCGCUGAAAGAGAGAGAGAGAGGCGCGAUAUCCGGGCGCCGGCAAUGGGCACCGAGAGCGGCCGAGCGGCCGCCCUGCUGAGACAAGCGCGCACUCUCAACCUGCAAACCGGCAACCUGCUCAACUGGGGCCGCUUGCGGAAGAAAUGCCCGGCCACCCCCAGCGAGGAGCUGCGGGAUUGCAUUCAGAAAACCUUAAAUGAAUGGAAUUCGAAAAUCAGCUCUGAUCUGAUGCAAGAAAUUCCUGACAUUAUUGACUGUACUCUUCCACAAGCCGUAGAAAAGAUUAAUUCUGAAGAAAGAGAAGAAUUGAAAGUUUCAGCAAAGCUCUUUAUCACGAGAUCAAACUCCUCAUCAAUCAGAGAAGCAGUCAAUAUGACAUGUUCAGCUCUUGGUGUGGAACAGUUAGAUUCUGUGAUCAUUUCUCCCCCUCCAAUGGAAGAUGGAAUUAAUUUUUCUUUAGAAUAUUUACAACCUUACUGGGCAGAGCUUGAAAACUUAGUCCAGAACAAAAAGAUUGUUGCCAUAGGGACUUCUGAUCUAGAUAAAACGUUGCUAGAACAGCUCUUCAGGUGGGCACAGGUGAAACCAAGUAGUAACCAAGUGAAUCUUGCUUCUUGUUGCGUAAUGCCACCAGAUCUGACUUUAUUUGCAAAAGAAUUUGAUAUUCAGCUGUUAACUCAUAAUGACCCAAAAGAAUUGCUUUGUGAAACAGAUUUCCGAGAAGCUCUUCAGGAAAGCCUCCCAGAUUGCCAGGGGCACGAAUGGAUUCCCCUCUGGCUUCUGCGGUAUUCAGUCAUCGUUAAAAGCAGAGGAAUUAUCAAAUCCAAGGGCUACAUCUUGCAAGCUAAAAGGAUCCCAUCUUCUUAAGACUGAUCUUGACAACUAGCUACUUCGGAGAGACCCUUUCCCUACUACAUAUUGAACCUAGUAGUAGUUUUUUUAAUUGGCAGGUUAUCAUAAAACCCAGAUUACAUAGCGGGAUGGUACUCUUGAGCCCGUUCUUUCAAUUUCAUUUACUUUCACAUACUAUAUGGUGAUCUGUGUUGAGAACAAUUGGCUCACAUGUACAAUAUUGUGUUUCAUUAAAAUUUACUAAUUUAGAGAUAUUGUAUGUAAUCUUUGGAAUAUUUUAAUGAUUAAAUUUAAAAUCUAGCUAGCUAUAUUUUGAUUGAAAUAUUUUUAUUUGUAAGGCAUAACUGACUUGGUACACUUUAUGGCUGCUGAGCUGAUAAGAGGACUAAAUAAACCACAUUUUGGUGGAAUAAGCAGAUGAUUUCACCAGUGGUAAAAAAUAUGUAAAAUAUUUAAUAGAGUCAUGAAUUUAUAUUCAGUUCACUAUGCCUCAAACAUUUUACCAGAAUUUAACUAGCCAUGCACAAUUUUUUAUUAUGUUUGUUAUAUUUUUCUCUUGGCAUAUGUUCAGGAUUUUUUUUUUUUAAACUCAGAAUUAUAUGGCUCCAGUGAAGAGUAGAAUUAACUUUUUAAAAAUUUGUUUUGCUGAAGUUAAAACAUACUUAACAUUUUGAAAGUCAUAAAAAGAUGUAUAUAUAAAUUUCAGCAUUGCACUGAGUGUAGCUUCUCAGACAUUUUUAGGAAUUCUUAAAAAUAACCUGAGGUGCAGUUAAGUUACUUUGAAGUUUAUGGGUUCUUCAAAAGAAAUUGAUUCAAUGCUCUUAAGCACUUAAUUUAAUUUAAAAAUGCUGCAGUUAAAUAAUAAUUUAGAUUAAAGAGGUUUGCUUAUUGAGACUUCAGUAGUUUAACAAUGUACAUUUUGCCAUUUUAAUGUGUAUUUCUCUGUUAUUAAUGCACAUAUGAAAGUUAUGUAAGAGAUGCAAACUUUACCUGGAUUUUAAGUUUUUAAUUUAUAAAUGAAAAUAACGUCAUAGGUAGCUUUACUAAAUGUUUUAUAAUGUUCUUCACACCAUAUUCACGUACUUGGAUACAUUCCAAUAGGGAAACCUCUUAUACUUUAUAUUAAAAUAAUUUUGCAUAAGAUGGUCUAGCAGGUGGCGGUGUUUGGAUUCCAUAUUAUAUUAAGCAUGAAAAAACGUUCUUAAUUCAAAUUUCAGCUUUUACCUGGAAUUAGAUUCCAUUGAGCUCAUUGGGGUGUUAGUGAUAAUACAGUGAGGCCAUGUGUCAGGUUAGUUGGGAGGAGUCCUUAAAAAUUGAAUACAUCAACUUAAAUAAAAUUUAUUUGACAACAUUUUGAAGUAAAUUUUGAUGUGCUACUUUAAAUAAAUAUACAGAUUAAAAUAGUUAUUGAA
Molecule: messenger RNA, 2624 nt
Organism: Crotalus tigris (Tiger rattlesnake)
Lineage: Eukaryota; Metazoa; Chordata; Lepidosauria; Squamata; Viperidae
Gene: GCLM
Product: glutamate-cysteine ligase modifier subunit
Exons: 7
Coding region: 403-1227 (274 amino acids)
Biological process (GO): glutathione biosynthetic process
Cellular component (GO): glutamate-cysteine ligase complex
Molecular function (GO): enzyme regulator activity; glutamate-cysteine ligase catalytic subunit binding
Source: RefSeq, a predicted model, not a curated record